AUGACCCAGCAUCAGAUACCAGCUAUUACUUCGCCUGACCCACAACCUACAGAGGCUCAGCCUAAGAACGAACCCAUGGAUGUGAGGGCGGCCUCUCCUGAACCACCCCUCCUCUCCCUGGAGUGCCCAGAGCUCCCUGAAGAAUCCAACCCGCCAAGCUUGAUAACCCCUGAUGGGAUCUACCUAUACCCAACUCACCCUGAUGGGUCAGACACAGCCCCUCAAGAACCGACGCAAGAACGACCACAACAAGUGCCAGAGGUGUAUGCAUCGGUCUAUUUGAACGAAGGGCGGCCCAUCUUUGAACCCAUCACCCCUGUGGGGUCUCCCAAGAGUGUGGAGGCACCACCCCCUCAGCCUAUCAUCGGCACAGCUACACCGUCGCUUGAGGACAUAAAAUGUGCCUUGGUUACGUUUAAUUCUUCCACCACGGAACCUCCAGAUUUUGAAUCCAUGAACUUUACCUUGGAACCAGCAGGCUCGGGUUUCCUGAUGUGUGAGGAAUGGAGGAAAGGUUCAGAGGGUUCGCUGUUCCACCUCUCUAACAUCAUCCUCUUCUUGGGCUUGAUGGGUGGCAGUGCCUUUUAUGGACUUCUGUACCUAUUCACCUUCCUGACUCUAGGCUUUUUCUUAUGCACCCUGUGGGCCUGGUCAGACCCCUGCACCACAGACUCCUUCCUCUGGAGUCUGGCCCAGUUCGGAGUGUGUUUGGGUCAGGCUCUAUAUAGUACCUACAGACUGAGGAGCCUCUCAUUUGACAAGGACUUCCAGGAACUUUACAACAUAAAGUUUAAGAAACUCCGUGUGCCUCUGACCCAUUUUAAGAAGAUAGUUGCUUCCAGUGAUGGAUCUGUCUACACCCUGGAGGAGGGCCAGGUCUUUGCUGUAGAAGGCAGAACCACUAUUGAUAAGCUAUCUUUGCUUCUGUGUGGCAGGGUCAGAGUGACAGUUAAUGGAGAAUUUCUGCAUUACAUCUACCCCUUCCAGUUCCUGGAUUCACCUGAGUGGGACUCUCUCAGACCCUCAGAGGAGGCUGUGUUUCAGGUGACUCUGCAUGCUGAUGAAUCCUGUCGCUAUAUAACAUGGAGAAGAAAGAAGCUCUACCUGCUUUUUGCCAAACACCGGUACAUAGCCCGGAUCUUUGCCCUGGUAGUGCGUAACGACAUUGCUGAAAAACUUUACUCUCUCAGUGAGAAGGCCUGUGAUAGUUCAGGACACCGUUACGAUCUACGGUUACCAUGUCACAUGCCAAGGACAAAAUUAGACAAGACAGAUGAUCUCCUGCAAGUGUCUGUUCAUGGGGAGGGGUCUUCCUAAACACACACAGACACACGCAGUUUGUCACCAAAACUGAUGAUGUGGAUAAAUUUGUUGGUAUCCCUUCAGUCCAGUGAAACAAUGUUUCAUUUUUUUUCUUGAAAAGUGAUUGGUUUAAAUCAGUUGUCUAAUAUAUCUUGAUGCAUGCUCAAUAAUCCAGGUAGAUACAUUUAAUAAGGUUAAAUCAGGUCCUU
Messenger RNA from Nematolebias whitei (Rio pearlfish), 1511 nucleotides. RefSeq names its product popeye domain containing 3 (gene popdc3). Bases 1 to 1317 code for a protein of 438 amino acids. Gene Ontology annotation, cellular component: sarcolemma. Lineage: Eukaryota; Metazoa; Chordata; Actinopteri; Cyprinodontiformes; Rivulidae. Gene Ontology annotation, molecular function: cAMP binding. The record is from RefSeq and is a predicted model, not a curated record. The transcript is spliced from 5 exons.